UGAUAAUUACAACCACAAUUGUCCAGAAUGGUCUUGACUAAACAUAUUGAUGCCUAUAAUUUGGAGUAUGAACUCCUUAAGAAACAACCCAAGGUCAAAUUGACCAAUAGGGAAGAAUACAUCAAUGUCUAUGAUGCUGAGUCUUACAUUCCAUUGUACGAUAUCCCUGAGCAAUCCUCUAAUGAAGAAUUGAUUUGUACACAACUUGCUGAAAAGCUUGCUCUUGAUGGUAACCCCACAUUGAACUUGGCCUCGUUUGUCAAUACUCACAUCAGUGAUAGUUCUUUGAAGUUGAUUACGGAAAACAUCACCAAGAAUUUGGCUGAUAAUGACGAGUAUCCUUCUUUGAUUGAUAUUCAAACCAGAUGUAUUUCGAUUCUUUCCAAUUUGUGGAAUGCACCAUCCAAUGUUCAUCCAGAGACUGGGAACAAAGUCACAAACAGUAUCGGUACUGCCACUACCGGGUCUUCCGAAGCGAUCAUGUUGGCAGGAUUGGCAUUGAAGAAGAGAUGGCAAGAAAAGAGAAAAGCUGAGGGAAAGUCCAUUGCUGAACCAAAUAUUAUCAUGGCUACCUGUGCUCAAGUUGCUCUUGAGAAAUUUGCCAGGUACUUUGAUGUUGAAAAUAGGUUGAUUCCUGUAACCGCUGAAUCAGGACAUGUAAUUGACCUUUCCAAGAUUAAGGAGAAUAUUGACGAGAAUACCAUUGGUAUAUUCGUGAUUAUGGGAUCUACAUUCACCGGUGCCUUUGAACCAGUCGAAGCAAUUUCUAAUUUGUUGGAUGAAGUGGAAAAAGAAACUGGUCUUGAUAUUAGGAUCCAUGUCGAUGGUGCUAGUGGUGCGUUUGUUGCACCAUUUGUGUUUUCUCAUUUAAAAUGGGAUUUCCUGAUUCCUCGUGUUGAUUCCAUAAACACUUCUGGCCAUAAGUUUGGGUUGACUCUGUGUGGGUUAGGUUGGGUGAUUUGGAAAGAUGCAAAUUUGUUGCCGCAAUCGUUGAAAUUCAAUCUUGAUUAUUUAGGUGGUGUUGAAGAAACAUUUGGUUUGAAUUUCUCAAGACCAGGGUUCCCAGUUAUCACCCAAUACUACAACUUUUUAACAUUGGGUAGAGAAGGGUAUAGAAAAGUGUUUGAUGGUUGCUUAUCCAAUGCCCGUCUCUUGUCCAAUUUUUUGGAAGGUUCAAAAUAUUUUGAUGUUGUUUCUGUAAUCCAUCACACUUUAACUGCUGAAGAACAAAAAAAGACUUAUACCAAACAUGACGGAGAAGAUUUCCAAGUCAAUGAACAAUACAAGCCAGGAUUACCCGUGGUUGCAUUUACUUUCUCUCAAGAAGUUCAAGAAAAGUAUCCUGAACUUCCCCAAUCAAUCUUCUCCCUGCUUUUGAGAAGAAGAGGAUACAUUGUUCCUAACUAUCACUUGCCUCCUGAUGAAAACGACAAGGAAAUUUUAAGAGUUGUCAUUCGUACUUCCAUGUCGUUGGGUUUGUUAGAAAAAUUAUUGCAAGAUUGUGUCGAAACCAUGGAAUUGUUGAUUGAUGCUGCUGAAAAAGUCAGAGAGAUUACCUCGGAAGAUAAUGUUAAAGGUGAAGUUGCUAAUAGACAAGCAGUUCACGAUUUGUUGGUGGCUAUUGCUUCUGGUGGUGAAGCUACUGUUCGUUCUGCUCAAUUGGAAAAGGUGGAAAAGACAGGUGAUAGCGCUGGAAAAGAAAAGAACUCCUAUCGUGGUACAUGUUAAAUCUUAAAUAGUUAACGGUGAUUUUACGUUU
Messenger RNA from Spathaspora passalidarum NRRL Y-27907, 1759 nucleotides. It is a transcript of the gene GAD1, whose product is annotated as glutamate decarboxylase. NCBI's taxonomy places the organism in Eukaryota, Fungi, Ascomycota, Pichiomycetes, Serinales, Debaryomycetaceae. The record is from RefSeq and is a predicted model, not a curated record. Gene Ontology annotation, cellular component: cytosol. The annotation marks the transcript as partial. Gene Ontology annotation, biological process: L-glutamate catabolic process. Gene Ontology annotation, molecular function: pyridoxal phosphate binding; glutamate decarboxylase activity. The transcript has a single exon.